Molecule: messenger RNA, 6124 nt
Organism: Jaculus jaculus (lesser Egyptian jerboa)
Lineage: Eukaryota; Metazoa; Chordata; Mammalia; Rodentia; Dipodidae
Gene: Cep164
Product: centrosomal protein 164
Exons: 31
Coding region: 367-4776 (1469 amino acids)
Molecular function (GO): protein binding
Source: RefSeq, a predicted model, not a curated record
AGGUAUUCAAGCUGGGCCGAGUCAUGGCUGGACGACCCAUCUAUCUAGGAGACCAGCUGGUUCUGGAAGAAGAUUAUGAUGAGAAUUACAUCCCCAGUGAGAAAGCCAGAACAUUACAGGUGAUAUUUACUAUUUCAACUUUGCUAAUGGGCAGUCCACGUGGGACCACCCUUGUGACCAGUACUAUCGGAACUUGGUGAUCCAAGAGCGGGAGAAAUUGUCAGCUCGCGAGGCCAUUAAGAAGAAAGACAAGAAAAAGAAGAAAGAAAAGAAAAGCAAGAAGGACAAAGAGACCUCCAAAAGUCCUCUGGUGAGGUGAACAACUUUCCCUGGGGUCUGCAGAACUCCCUGGGGUCUGUGCCAGGUAUGGGCCAGUCAGGUCCCGAGCCCAGAGAUCCACAUUUCUGCCCCUUCCUGGUGCCCCCGCUGACCCACAUGCAGAGCUCUCCCGAGGAGCAGUCAGAGAGUGAAGACUACUCCGAGGACCAGAGGUUCUACCAGCACAUCCUGCAGAUGGUCAGGCUCUCCAGGCGGCUGGAGGGCCUGGGGCUGCCUGAGGACAUGCAGGAAGUACCGUGCAAAGACAUCACCGGCAUGGCCUGUCGCAUGGCUGCUGAGUCUUCCAGGAUGUCUAGUGACAGUGAACACGAGGCCAUGGAGAGGGACUCCAUAUUACUGGCUUGGGGGCCAGAGCUGCUGGAACAGCCUCCGAAGGUGGCUCCCACCCCUACUGGGCAGGAGGCCUCUCAGCAAGCACUGUGCCAGCCAAGCAGCGACCUCAGGCAGGGGCUGAGUUCCGACACUGGGCUUCCUGCAGAGCCAGGCAAGCCGCAACUUCUCAACCAGGCCCUGAGUUCUCCCUUAGCCCCCGUCCAUGCUCCUCUUUGGGGCCUGGCUCCGAUACGAGGCCUUGGAGAUGCCCCACCCUCUGCUCUUCGUGGAUUGCAAAGCCAGGGGAGCUCUAAAGAGCCUGGUCAGCUUGGAGAGCCCACACUGCCUCCACAGGGUCUCAAGACUUCUGCUUGCACAAAGGGUCUCCUGGGCACCAUCCAUGAGGACAAGGAUACUCUCGGCCUCUUGGCUGUAGGGGAAGAGAUCAAUGAAGAAGAUGAGGAGAGUGACAACCAGAGUGUCCGCAGUGCUAGUGAGCGUCUCAAGAACCUGCACCUGGACCUGGGUGCCCUGGUGGGUGACUUUGAGUAUGAGGAGUCUCUAAGAAUCAGCCAGCCAGCGGACAAGAAGGACGUUUCUCUUGACUCCGAUGCUGCCCGGCCCCCUACUCCUGGCAAGCUGUUCAGUCAGGACAGAGAUAGAAGUCUGCACAGUGCUGAUGGCAACGGGCCCCUGGGAAGAGGGGCGAGUUCUCGGCACCCACAAAAGGAAGAGAGUGAGAAGAGUGAUCUUGAGGUUUCUGCGAGUCAGGUGGACCCUGGGGCAGACCCUGGAAUUGCUCAGCCUGCCAAAGCCUCUAAAAGGGAGCCAGAGGAGGACCCAGCAGAUGCAGAGGAGGGUUCCAUGCGGGAAGAGGCAGCAAGGGAGCCAAAAGAGGCUUCUGCCCUGGAAGAGUGCAGAUCAGAUGCCAGCGAGGAGUCAGAGAUCAUUGAACACUUGAAGGACUCACAGCUCUCAGACUCCAUGGCUUCUGACCCCAAGUCCUUCCUUGGCCUGGACUCGGGUUUUCGCAGCCGCUUCAUGGAGCACCUGCUGGAUGGAGACAUGCUUUCUCCAGUCCCGGCUCAGGGGUUAGGACGAGAAGAGCAGGAUGACAGCCAGUCCAGCAAAGCUGAUCCACAGAAAAAGCAGUCCCAAGGCUCGGAGAGUGGAGGGUCUCAUCCUGUUGCUCUGGCUGGCCUAACCAGGUUAUCUCCCCCACUUCUGCAUGGGGUGCAGCUCCAGAGUCCCCUUCACAGCCAGGACACUGAGGAAGGGCCUCGGCACGCGCUUGAGGGAAAAUCCCAGUGCAAGGAAGCAGAGGAACCUAGGGAGAACUCUCUAGCGAGCCCCACUCUGCUGGCGCCCCUCCAGAGGGAGCAGGCCCCAGGCCCACCUGCUGCCCAGGAAAGGGCCAAGGAGCAGCGUUCCCAAGAUGAGGAGCUGGGCCUUGGGCAGCCAGAGGCCAAGGAGGAGCCUGAGGAGAAGGUGGCAGGCAGCCCCACCUUACCUGUCUCUCCAGAGGUGCAAUCCACAGAGGCUGUGCCUCCCCCUAAGCAGCUCUCAGAGGUCACUCGAAAGGCCAUGGAAGAGGCAUUGGUCCAAGAAUUGGAGGAAAACCAGAAGUGGCUGCUGGAAUUGCAGCGGGAGAAGGUGCAGCAGAUGCAGGAGAGGCUGUGGCAAGAGGAGAAAGAGGAGAUGCUCAGGCUUCACCAGCAGAAGGAGAAGUCCCUCAGCUCCCUGAAGGAGCAGCUGCAGAAAGCUACCGAGGAAGAGGAAGCUCGGAUGAGAGAGGAGAGAGGCCAGAGGCUGGCCCAGCUCCGAGCCCAGGUGCGGUCCAGCAUGGAGGCAGAAGAGGAGCGAAUCAGAGCCGAGCAAGAGGCUGCCCUGCAGAGGCUGCGGGAGGAGGCCGAGUCCCUCCAGAAGGCCGAGAGGGCUAGCUUGGAACAGAAAAGCAAACGGGCACUGGAGCAGCUACGGGAGGAGCUGGAGGCUUCAGAGAAAAGCGCCCAGGCCACCCUGAAGGCUGAGAAAGAGGCAGCUCUGCAGCGGCUCAAGGAGCAGCUGGAAGGGCAGAGGAAAGACGCCAUGGGCGAGUUGGAGAGGGAGCACAGUGCUGAGCUGGAGCGGCUCUGUGCCUCGCUGGAGGUCAGGCACCAGGAGAUGGUCUCCAGCCUCCAGAAGAAGAUAGAGGAAGCUCAACAGAAAAAGGAGGCCCAGCUGCAGGAGAGCUUUGCUCGGGAGGAGCAGAAGGCUUAUCAGAAGGUUCACCAGGUCACUGAGUAUGAGCAGGAGCUCAGCAGCCUCAUGCGGGAGAAGCGCCAGGAGGUGGAAAGGGAGCACGAGAGGAAGAUGGACAAGAUGAAGGAGGAGCACCGGCAAGUGAUGGCUGAGGCUCGAGAGCGGUAUGAGGCCGAGGAAAGGAAGCAGAGGGUUGACCUCGUGGGACACCUGACUGGAGAGCUGGAGCGCCUGAGAAGGGCCCAUGAACGAGAGUUAGAGACCGUGAGACAGGAGCAUGAUCAGCAGCUUGAGGAGCUGCGCCGCCGCCACCGGGAGCAGGAAAGGAGACUCAAAGAUUUAGAGGUGGAAUUUGCAACCAGAACUAAAAAUGUCAAGACCAGAUUGGCUCAGCUGAAUGUCCAGGAAGAGAACAUGCGGAAGGAGAAGCAGCAGCUCCUGGACAUGCAGAGGCAGGCAGCUCUGAAGAAGGAGGAAGCCACAGCCGCCCAUCAGCAGCUGGAGGAAACUAAGAAAGAAUACAGCCUCCUGGUGGAGUCGAAGCAGCAGCUCCGAAGGACCAUCGAAGAGCUGCGGGUGCAGAAGGUAGAGCUGGCAUCCGAGGUGGAUGUGCUGCACAUGCAGAGUCAGAGGCUGCAAAAGCACGUGAGCAGCCUGGAGGCCAGAGCUCAGAGGAAGCAGGACAUCUUGAAGGAGCUGGCCAUAGAGGAGAGUAAUGCUUCCCCCCUUUCGGAGCCGGCUCUCCAGAUUGAGGACCUGAGGAAAUCUCUUGGGACAAACCAGACCCAGGAGUUGUCCUCAUCUCUCUCCCAGAGUAAGGAGGAGACCAACUUGUCCAUGGACAGCAUCCGGCACUUCCUCUCUGCUGAGGGCGUAGCUGCCCGUAGUACCAAGGAGUUCCUGGUGCGGCAGACACACACCAUAAGGAAGCGAGAGAUGGCUCUGAAAGCUGCCCAGCAGUGUUGGCGCCACAAACUGGCCCAUGCUCAGGAGGUGGACAAGGACCUGCUUAAUACCAAGGACAUGGAAACUGUGCACAAGAAUAUGGAGAAGGAGAGCAGGCACCUGGACGAGAUGAAGUCAGCCAUGCGGAAAGGCCACGACCUGCUCAGGAAGAAAGAGGAGAAGCUAAAUCAGUUGGAGUCGUCCCUUCAAGAAGAGGUUGAUGAGGACUCUCUGAGGGCAUCCUCUCCCAAGAAGGUGACCUUUGACCUCAGUGAUACGGAAGACAUGAGCAGUGCAAGUUCCCAAUCCUGUCCCCUACCUCACUUCACUCCCACUCCAAGCUUCGCCUAUCCCAACAAGAUCCAUUUUCUGAGCAGUUCCCUCCAGCGGAUCAGCACUGAGCUAAACAAUGUCCUGAGUGUGCUGGGUAGCCUCAACACUCAGCCGCCGCCGCCGCUCUUCACCUCCUCGCUGCGGACCUCCAAGAGCGCCCCUGCUCCUGCCUACGCCUCCAUGACCGGCCUCUCAUCCUUGUCCUCUGCUGCCCCCACAUCCACCCAGUGGGCCUGGGACCCCGGGCUGAGCCCCAAGCUUGCCUCCUCCUCUCAAACUGUGGAUGAUUUUCUGCUAGAGAAGUGGCGCAAGUACUUUCCCUCUGGCAUUCCAUUGCUCAGCAGCUGCCCUCCCCCGCUGGAGAACAGGCUGGGCUACAUGUCUGUGAGUGAGCAACUCCAUGUCCUGCAGCGUCCCCAUUCUCAAGUCCCCAAGGUGGGCGUCACCAGCAUUCAGAGCAUGAUCGAGUCUAACCGGAAGUGGCUAGAAAAUUUCAAGAAUGAUCCCAAAGUACAACUCUUCUCGGUGCCCAAACCCACAGCUGCUUCGGACCUAUUGCAGCUGGGUCUGGAUGAGAACAACAGAUUGAAGGUGUAUCAAUACUGAGCCCUGGGUGGGCCCAGCUGAACCCUCUCCGAGAACAAGUGCCUGAAGAGCUGCCUGCACUUUAUUCCCUCUGACCAAGCCUUGCAUCCUCUGCUGGGUGCUGACCCAGGACUUGGAAGGAACCAAGGUGGCGAGGGGUGGGUGGAAAGCAUGGUAGGGCUGGAAAUAGCAAGCCACGCACUGUGGCCAUGGACUGGCUUGGACUGAAAUGUGUGGACUUCUGUGAGCUCCCGCUUCUACCUGACACCUGGGAAGUGCGACUGCAGAGGGGCCUCAAGGGUAUGGCACCUUCAUGAGGAAGGUGGUGUGACAGGACCUGCCUUGGGGGCCAACGGAGUCCCCCUGGAGUUUAGGCCCUGCCUUUAAAGUCUUGCUUAGGGCUCCCUCAAAGGUGCGGUCCUGGUUCUUAACUGAUCAGGUCCAAGCAUCCCAGCAUGGCUGUCUUCCUGGACCUGGCUCUUCUGGGCCUGCACCUGUUUCUCUGAUACCUCAUCCUCACAGAGAUUGGAUCCUUUUCUCUCUUUUUGCCUUUCUUUUUUAUUGUCUUCUUUUGAGUGUCUCAGGAUUGGGCUCAGCUGCCCCAGGCCUGCUGGAGACUGGGCCCUAGAAGUUCUGCCUCUUCUUCCUCUGGACAACACUGUGCAUUCCUCAGGGCUUUCCUUAGGAACACCCUCCCCUCUGGGUCUCCUCCCUGGAGCCUCCCAGUCCAGUGCGUUAGGGUCUCAAGCACCCUGCUUCUCUAAGAAGCCCAAAAGCCAUAGUAACUAACUGGGAUGGCUCCUGUACCUCAUAUUAGUUUUUCGCCUCGUACAGCACCCGGAAUUUAUCCACGAGCUCUGCUGCGUCUGUCUACUGUGCCACCCUGCCUGAUCCCACUGCUGCCUCUUCACGGAGCUUGGUGUGAGGGGCCGGCUUGUGCCUGGCAUUGGCAGGAAGGAUCUGGGCCAAGUGGAGCUGCUGGCACAAUUUUCAUAGCUCCACUUUCCAUCAGCGGGCUCCCCAGGAGUUGCAGGCGAUGUUCCCAACAUCUGUCCCAUUGUUUAAAUGAAACACAUUCAUUUUCUUGUCUUGACUGCUAUGGACGACCUUCACCCCUCUAGUCCCCGACACCGACUCCCAAGGUCUGACUGCUCAUUUCUUUGCUGUGGAAUAAGACACUAAGGUCCAGUGGGCUUUUUUAUCCUGUCAGGUAUUUUUAAGGCAUCAGCUGACCACACAUGGAAAAAAGUCCCUUUUGUUGUUUGGCUUAUUCAGUUUGCCUUGGGACCAGCUUAUGUGAUAUGACCAACUCUGAUGACAAUCCUGUGUUUUCUGCAUCAAUUAAAUCUUUCAGACAUGUUUUCUACAA